GUAGAAUUAAAGUGCGGCGAUGUACGCAUCUCUGGUCGGCAGUGCUCGUCGGCGGUCGUUCACUAAAGGAGCCUGAAGAAGAGUUACUGUGCCGCAUCGCCAUGAAUACGACGACCACCUCGUGAAAAGACCGCUGCUCUUAUACACAUUCGCGUAUACACAAUACAUACGCGCGCCGUAGACAUUCUGCUUCUACGAAGACGAACCGGCAGGUAAAAGGCGAUGGAGUCUGUCUGUUCCUCGCGGUAACAAAUUGUUGUUAAGAACAAUAGUACCGAUAAUAACAACGACGAGGACGAAGGGCGUGUGCGAUGGACGACGUGGUGGCCGAGUUGAGAACCGAGAUCGAGCGACUGUCUCGGGAGCUGGAUCUCGCUUCUACCGAGAAGAUCCAGUCGGCCCAAUACGGACUCGCUUUACUCGAAGAGAAGGGUCAACUCCAGCUGCGAUGCAACGACCUUGAAGGUCUCUACGACCACACCAAACACGAACUCGAAAUCACUCAGGAGGCUUUGGCAAAAUAUCAAACAACUACAAAAUUAACAACUAAGAGUGGUAUUGAGCAAGAAGAGAGCUUAUUAAAUGAAAGUGCUGCAAGAGAAACUAGUUUACAGACUCAAAUUAUUGAGUUGGAAAGUGAAGUGAAGCAGUUGCGCCAUGAGUUGGAGCGAGUGCAAGCAGAGCGUGAUCAUGCUCUACAAGAAAGAGAAGACGUAGGCAAAGACCAUUUGGUGGUUGAGACAGAACGUAGAAGUUUGCGCACAGAGCUUAAAGAAUGUAGAUUUAGAGAGUCCAGAUUAUUGCAAGACUAUACAGAGCUUGAAGAUGAAAAUAUUUCCUUACAAAAGCAAGUGUCCAUACUACGUUCCAGUCAAGUAGAGUUUGAAGGUGCCAAACAUGAAAUUCGUAGAUUAUCCGAGGAUGUAGAAUUUUUGAAUAGCCAAGUAGAAGAACUGACAAACUUAAAAAAAAUUGCCGAAAAACAAAUGGAAGAAGCACUGGAAUCACUGCAAGCAGAGCGAGAAGCAAAAUAUGUUUUAAAGAAGGAACUAGACCAGAGAAUGAACAGUGAAUCCAUUUAUAACCUUAGCAAUCUUGCACUUUCGAUUCGUGGAAUGACAGAUGAACAAAAUAUCUGUAGUGAUGGUGAAGAUGAAUCUCCAGCAUUGCGAAGGAUUGAAGAUGACUUGAAAACUCAAGAACCUGGCACUUCUACACCUAACAAACAGGUGGAUUUGUUCUCUGAAAUUCAUUUGAAUGAAUUGAAAAAGCUUGAAAAACAAUUGGAAUUGGCUGAAAAUGAAAAGGCAGUACUGACUCAAAAUCUAAAAGAUUCACAGUUUGUUGUUGAGAAAAGUCAAGGUGAACUCCAGUCUUUCAUUGCAAGAAUAGUCCAGUUAGCUGCUCAUGUUCAAUCUUUGCAACACAUUCAUUCCAAGCUGCCAGAAAAACAAGGGGAUGAUACAACACUUGACAAACUAAAUUUGGCUGUUAUUCAAUACCACCAGUGGAGUACCAUGUCAGCACAAGAAGUUCAACAACUCCAAAAAGAUUUGACUGAGCUUGAAAGGGGUUUGACGAUAUCUGAUUCUACUCAACAUCUAAGAACAGAAUUAACAAAUCUUCGAAAUAAGAUACCUGUAACAGAGAAGAGUCUCCAAGAAAAGGUUGGGGAAUGUGGUCCUUCUAAUCUGUUGGAUACCGAGCAGAGGAGUAUGUUGUUAGAGUCGGAUGUUAGUAUCCUUUCAAAACUUGCAGUAGAGGCUGGUAGUUCUUUGGAAUCAUCUCAAAACGAUCUUCAAAAUAUGUCCGAUGAGCUCGCUCAACUCUAUCAUCACGUAUGCACAGUUAACGGUGAAACACCUUCAAGGGUCAUUCUAGAUCAUGAGAAAACAGCCCCUGAAAGCGAAGAAGACGGUGGAAAAAUUGAAUGGUGUAGGACGCUCUUCAAGACUGACAUUAAAAUCAAAGAUCUCGAGAGUCUUAGUAAAGCUAAGGAAAUUACCAAGAGUAUUGAAACUGCCAUGGAUCAAAUUAAACAUCUGAAAAAUGCCGUGGAACACACGAUCGAAUUGUCGAAAAUCAAGGGCAUUAAAACUGGAAUGUGUGCUGUGUGUGAAGCCUCUGUUAGUGAGAAUAAAUUGGAAGUGGCAGAGUUGCAAGAACAAGUGAUUCGACUGAAAUCUUUGCUGUCUGCCAAACGAGAGCAAAUAGCGACUCUCAGAACGGUUCUGAAAUCCAACAAGAAUACCGCUGAAGUGGCGUUGAGUAAUCUCAAAAGCAAAUACGAAAACGAGAAGACUGUGGUGAAUGAGACAAUGCUAAAAUUGAGAAACGAGCUAAGGACAUUGAAAGAAAGUGCAGCAACAUUCUCAAGUCUGCGCGCAAUGUUCGCUGCGCGUUGCGAGGAAAAUGCGACGCGCGAGGAUGAGUUGAAACGCCAAUUGGCAGUCGCCGAAGAGGACCGCAAGACACUCAACCAACUACUUCGUCUAGCUGUCCAGCAGAAACUGUGUGUGACAAUGAAACUCGAGGAAUUUGAAGUCGAUCGAGAACUGAGGAACACAAGGCGGCACUCGCAGAACGCCGCUCAAGGUGGAGGUGGUGGUGGUGGAAAUGGAGGCAGGGGCCGUGGUAGGCUGCCACAGCAGACGAACCGUCCUCAUCAGGGCAGGGACUUCUUCUAGAAGAUGGUCAAGAUGUGGGGCAAAAUAUUCUGAGACGCGCCCAAUACGGAACGACCGCGCGAGCUCGAUAGAUCUUUCAAGAGAUUUUAAAAUAUUCUGUACAGACUACUAAGCUGUCGGCUUAGAAUUUUUAUAAGAUUUUACAAAUCGACUUCGUUAGAUUUCUAAUAAUCAUUCUUUUUUUAAGAUAAAAUUUGAAAAUCGGGUAUUGAUGAGAUUGACACUCUUGAAAUCUAUCUUUGAAUAUAGACUUUGUGAAUUUGUUGACAGAAUAACAUUGGUACAAUAUAAAAAUAUAGGUGAAUAUUAAUUUUAUAAAAUUCCAAGUCUGUUGUAAAAUUGACGAGUCUCUUUUCAGAAAUGAUAGCUCGAUUGUUGAGUGAAAAUACAUUCAUACACUUCAUCGUCACCUUUCUUCAAUUGUAAAAUGAAUGAUUCCAUCAACAUUAACUCAACAAUCGAUUGAAUGGCCAUAAAAAGCUCGUAAAAACGUUCCAUUAAAUUUGCUCCACGUCGCGACAAUCUCUGCCUCUUGUUACAGCGUAUCGUGCGAUUAGAUACGUAAGUCCACGAAAUAGUGAAACGACGUCUCAGUGCGUGAAUAAAUUUUUGGAAUGUUGAAUUGCGCUGAACAUGCGUCUAAUAAAAUUUUUUAUGCGCGAAAGAAGGAUAAAUAAAAUCUUCUUGUGUGUUAAACAGUAAAAAGAAGGAAAAGAGAAAUUACAAUCUUAAAUUAAAUUAUUUAUAUUAUUUUAACGUUCCGAAUGGGUGUCGGAAAAGGCGUAUUUUGUGCAAUUAUUUUAAUAUUAUUUUAUUGUAUACAAUACACUGUAAUAAGUUAUGAUUUUUUUAUUGUUUUUUUUCUGCAUAUGCACCUUAUUGUAACCGAUGCUACUACGACAGUUUUUGUAUUAUUUUUUGGCAGCUUUUUUCUAUUUUUUGUAUACUAUCUGACAUAUCUAAGGCAGCUCGAUUAGAAAACAAGUGAACAUAUUAAAUGAGUGAAAAGGAAAACUAGGAAAAAAUUUAUAUAUAUAUAUAUAUAUAUAUAAUGUAAAUGAACUACCUGUAUUUGUAGUUAGAAAUAUUAUAUUUAAAAAGGUCACAGCAUCACUUGCAUACAUUGGUUGACUGAAAUUGCAGAAUUUGAGUUUCCCGUGUUUGAAAUAGUACAUUCCCGCAUUUGUAUCGUAAUGUACUAUUUCGAUACGACGCGUGGAAAGCUCGGUUUUUGAACGCACGUUAUUGGCCGUUCGUGCGGAAAGUACGUACUUUCCGUACGGAGUAUCGAAAAGAGAUUAUUGUUUAAGUGAUUUUAUUUGUUAAAAGAGAAUUAUAAUUUAUCUAAGCUUAGUUAUAAUCAGUGAUAAGUGUGAACAAGUGUUUAACAAGUUUAUUAAAGAUUUAUAAUAUUAACUAUUAAUUAUUGCAUUAACUAAUUACCACUUCUAUCAUUAUACUUACACGAAACUUUAACAAAAGGAAAGUGGAAGAAAAAUUAAAUUUAAACGAUCGUUUCAACGAGCAUUUUUUUUUUCGUUGAUACCAAUAUUUUACUGUUGAAUAUGUUUGUAAAUUGAAUGAUUAUUGUAUGAUAUAGUAAAAUCUCCGCUCAAAAUUUAAUAGGCAAUAGUACGACAUAGACAAAGUAGAUUUAAUUACAAAUAAAUGUAGUAUUAGCUGAUUCAUAUUCUCUAAAAAAAAGUUGUCGAUGAACUUGUAAGUAUAUUAACCGUUGACGAUACUUCUAGAGUAUUUAGAAAUUCCUUCCAAAUAAAUCACGAGCGGAGAUUCAAAAUAUGUCCAUUAACCAAACCGAGCCUCGUAAGGACCGUCCCUUGUCCUUUCUCCUUACACCACCGUACGAGCUACGUCCACUUAUUUAUAAUGCCUGGAACAGCCAAUUAUUUAUAUUUUUUGAAUAUUUUUAGAAGGCUGUUCUUGAAAAUCUGUCAACGUAAUAAUUGGCGAUUACGAAUAUAUGUUAUAAAAUGAGGUUCAUUUGAAUCUUCUAGUAAUAUAAAUACGAGGAUAGUUUUUUACGUAAGACAAUAAGUGUGAGAGAAUAAUGAGAAAAUUUUUCAAAUCUUCAUGAUUCAGCAUUUCAAUAUUUCAAUUAAGCUUUUUCUCUCAUACGUACGAUCUUUCAUACUUAUAUUAUACCUGCAAUGAAAGUAAGCAUUAAUGAUUUAUUUUCAUAUUAUUUACUUGUAUAAGUUUUAACAUGUUGCAAUCAAUUUUCUAUUGGAUUUGAACAAUAUUUUCAAUUAUACAAUAACAUAAUAUUUCAUUAUGUUAUCGAUCAAAUAUUCUAUUUUAAUAACUUUUUGUUAAAAUGCACAUUAUAUCGUCCAUAAAAAAGUUCCUUGGAAUUCUGCACUUGACUUCAAUUUAGUAAUAUAUUUAUUAACUUAAAAAUCUCGCAUACACGAUAAACUUGACGUUUCACUUUGAAUGCCAUAAUAAAUGUAUCGAUAAAUUUGAAUGUUUUGUGUUCUGCGGUGGUGUCUGGUUUAGCUAUUUCGUAAAAAAAUUUAGUAGUCAUGCAUAACAAAACAAACAAUAUUUACAAUGUAGGAUAAAAUUUAGGUUUCUCUUAAAAAGUAGAUUUUGCGUGUACUCUUGACGAAACGAAUGUACUAACAUACUUAAUUAUUAGCACUUAAUUAUUACAACAAAAAUAAUAUUCCGUUCUAAAAAUCUGAGAAAAACAGUAUUCUAUAAAAUGUUGGUGAAAAACAAAUAAAAAGGAUUCGUGAUCGUUUAAAUGAAUUGAACACUUUUUGAAUUCUUUCCCAUGGGAAAAAAGUAGCUCACGAAAUAGGAGCAUUACUAAUAAUUAUAUCGAAUAGUAAUAAUGGAAAAAAUAUUUUUUCGUGUUAAUACUCCGGUACAAUGUAAUAAUAGUAAAAAGAUAAAUAUUAUCCUAAUAACUGAAGAGAAUUUUUUUAUAUUAACUUAUACAUUUUUGAUAAAUUCUAGCCGCAAUCCUCAAUUGUAUCUGUGCGAUGAUCUAUUAUAGAUAUAUUCUGAUUUUAACAAACAAUUUAUUAAUUUUUGUUGAAAAAGGCUAGAGAAUCGAACAUUUCAGAAGCUUUUCAUUUUUGUAAAACUGCCGAGAAAACGUACUUGUAAAUAGUGUAAAUGCACUAUAGUGAUGUAGCAUUGUAAGAAUAUCAGAAUUUUCCAAAGUAACUGGACGAAUUGAUGGCACUUUUGUGUCACUAUGCAAACAAAUGAAAGCGAAGAGAUAUUUACAAUACACGUAUUUUGUCAUUUAAAUAUUUGUUUGUCUAAACACGUAUACUAAUUAUCUCGAAGAGACUUAUGUCGAUCAAUGAAUGAGUGAAAAAAAUGGUGUCCGCAAAAUUUUAUUUCAAUGCGGUGACGACGGUUACAUGCGAUUUUUCAUAAUAAAUAUUGAAAAAGCUGUUGUGUUGGGUGGCGUUACUCGUAAUCAUAAUUGAUUUUGUAACAUCAAAUAAAUAAUAUACAUUUGUAACUCUAUGACUGCCUAAUUUAUU
Molecule: messenger RNA, 6211 nt
Organism: Phymastichus coffea
Lineage: Eukaryota; Metazoa; Arthropoda; Insecta; Hymenoptera; Eulophidae
Gene: BicD
Product: protein bicaudal D-like
Exons: 10
Coding region: 312-2687 (791 amino acids)
Biological process (GO): regulation of microtubule cytoskeleton organization; protein localization to organelle; microtubule anchoring at microtubule organizing center
Cellular component (GO): Golgi apparatus; cytosol
Molecular function (GO): dynactin binding; dynein complex binding; cytoskeletal adaptor activity
Source: RefSeq, a predicted model, not a curated record